GAAGUACCAGCCCCCGGGGAAGCAGCCUCGCUGUGCCCACUCUCGCGACCUCCACGUCCCUGUCCAGCAUGGCCAAGCUCCUGCUGCUGCUGCUGGCUGUGUGGGUGCUCGCUGGGGAGCUGUGGCUGAGGGCUGAGGCCCGGGCAGCCCCCUAUGGAGUGAAGCUUUGUGGCCGGGAAUUCAUUCGAGCAGUCAUCUUCACCUGCGGGGGCUCCCGAUGGAGACGGUCAGACAUUCUGGCCCAAGAUGCUAUGGGGGACACCUUGCCAGACACAGACCCUGACGCAGACAGUGAGCUGGAUGAAGCAGUGGCCUCAAGCGAGUGGCUGGCCCAGACCAAGUCCUCCCAGUCCUUCUAUGGGGGCCCACCCAGCUGGCAGGGAACCCAGGGGGCUCUGCGAGGUGUCCGUGACAUCCUGGCUGGCCUCUCCAGCAACUGCUGCAAGUGGGGUUGUAGUAAGAGUGAAAUCAGCAGCCUCUGCUAGCCCAGGGACUCAGCAGUUGGAGGCAACAGGGUGGAUGCCCAGCUCUGCUGCCCACUCAACAGGUGUCCAGCUGGGCACCUGUCUCUGGCCCCUCGUGCAUUCAUUCAUCAGCAAGUCACAGAGAUCAGGCACUUUGGCCUUAGACACAGUCCCCCCAAACAACCUUGACCUUUGGCCACCAUAUCCUAAUCCGAGCAUACUGUCCUCUUACCUGGCCUAAUGGGGAUCUCUGAUCCUAACCCCCAACUCUCCCCAGCCGGUACCAUGGCCUUUGCCUGGCCUAUACAACAGUUCCCCUAUGCUAUCCAAACUGGCCACAUGGAGACCCCUGCCCAAAUUGUGACUGUCUCCUGCUCUAACUGUGGCCACUGUCCCCUGGCCAGCCCAAAUGAUGCCCCUGCCUCAUGCCAGCCUUUGCCCAUUCCCUUCCCCCUGCCUUCCAGCCCUUCUCCCUCCUUCGCCACCUGCUGGGGUUCUAAGGCUGUAGGUUGGUGUUAGGACCCCUGGGUCCCCUUCAUAUGCUGGGCUGGGAGGCUCGCGGUGGGUGGAGGGACGGAUCAGAAACUUCUCCAACUCGAAUAAUA
This is a messenger RNA of Manis javanica (Malayan pangolin), 1069 nucleotides long. RefSeq names its product relaxin 3 (gene RLN3). Lineage: Eukaryota; Metazoa; Chordata; Mammalia; Pholidota; Manidae. Gene Ontology annotation, cellular component: extracellular region. The record is from RefSeq and is a predicted model, not a curated record. Gene Ontology annotation, molecular function: G protein-coupled receptor binding; hormone activity.